GGACCGCAGCUCCGUGCCGGCCAUGCUGCUCCCGCAGCCCAUCUGCGUUCUGUUGCUGCUCCUGCACGGCGGCCGCGCCGCGUCCCCCAGUAACGGCACGGAAACCCCGCGGGCGGAGGAAGGGAACGGGACGCGGACGGGCGCGGGGCUGCUGCCCGCAUCGGGGCUGCCGGUGCUGCGGCGCGCCGUGUUUGUGGUCAGCGCUCUGUCGGUGCUGGCCGCGCUCUACUUUGUGCUGAGGACGUUCCGCUCCCGGCCCGACGGACGAAGACGCGAACCGAGCGCGACUUUCAGGUGGAAGAAACCGCAGCGGAAGAAGUACGGUCUGCUGAGCAGCUCCGAUGAACGCGUGGAGAUGGCAUCGCUGGAUAGCGAUGAGGACACCGUGUUUGAGACGCAGAACCUGCGGCGAUGAUUUGGGACCAGUGGCACAACUGCACAGACUGAGCGAGGGGUGCGAAGUCAUCCGCUGGGAUCACCGACGCUCCAGUUUUAGUUUUGAUAAUAAUUGCUUAUAAUGACUGCGAAUUAACAGCACAAACUCUUUGGUCGCUGGGGAGGGCAAAGGGGACCAAAACUGUUUCCUUCACACGUCUUUUUUGGGGAGAGGUGGAGCUGCAGAGGACUCUGCGCUGAGUGCUGUGUGGGGUGACGCUCAGGAAGACGUAACAGAAGUGACUCUGGGGUGAACGCUCUGCAUUUGGCAUUGAGAGCUGCACAUCUGUGCCCACGGCCUGCCUGGGGCUUUUGGGUGCUCCUCUGACUGUGGCAGCAGCUUGGCAGGCUCAGUUUUCCCUUCCGUGAUGUCUGGUCCCUUCCUUGGAUUGCUGUGUGCCAUCGGCUGCACCCCGUGGUAGAGUUGGGGCAGCAGCAUCCCUCAGAUCAGACAGAGGAGUUUUGGGAGGGAGCAGCGAGCUGAAGGCGUUCUGGAAGCAGCAGGGUUGGCAGCGAGUGGAUGAUGGCAUAAAUCCCUGCGUGGGUUUACAAAACAAAGAGAUGUUUGCAAACAAAAACGUAUGAGUUGGUCUGUGGGGCCGCACAGGUGUUCUGCACCCCGAGGGUGGCCAGGAGAAACGCGUGUCCUCCCCGAGCUGCUGUGUAAGGGAUGGGAGAAGCCAGAGCCUCUCAGCUGCGGUUCUGGAUCUGCUCAGACAUCAUCUCCCUUUGGAGAUGCUGCUGUUCCCCAAUGGCUGUGCUCCAGCUGUGUCCCAUCACAGCAGAAGGAACAGCAGUUGUGUUGGUGCUUGGGUUCGGUGCAGGGCUGAAUGUGGCCCUUAGAGGGUCGUUGUUGGGGGAAUCACAGCUGAAAUGGUGGGAACUGCUUUCCAAGUGCUUUCGUUUGCAGCUUUCAGCCCCGAAGGGAUGGGAUGCAGCGGGGUGGGUGGUGCAGAGCUGGAUCCCUCAGCCCCACACUGUAGUGCCUUUGUUGGGAGAAUUGCCUGCAGGAGUUCCUCCAGCUGUAAGGCUUUGCCUUCAUGGUGAGGAUUGAAAAUGCCUUUGGAGUAAUGGAGUGAUGGCUUCUAGCGUUGGGUUGGACCUCCUCUGUGGAUAAGGGAGGAAGCCUUACUUGCCAAAAAGAGCGGAGCAGAGGGGUGCCUCCAUGGAGCAGCAGUGACACACUUUGCUACAGCGCCAGGGCUGCUGCAGUGCACGGUACAGAUGAGAGCUGCUCCGAGGACAGAGCUGUAGCUGUGCUCUGCCUGAUCACCAUUUCUACUGGAAAAAUAAAUGGGAGUGUUGCAGGAGAAGUGCAAAACCAGGGGCAGUCAUCGUGGGGCCCGGAGGGUCCCAUUGGAACAGCCUCUUCUCAUCCUUGUGCUGCAUCCCUGCAGUUACUUCUGCAGCCUCAGUCACUGCAUGCCAACAUGCCAGUAGCCCAGCAAAGGUCUCUGAGCAGAGCUCAGAACUGGUAACAGUUGUUCAGGAUGGAUGUAAAUACACAGAUGCAAACAGACACACGUGUGCUCUGAGCCCACUAAUGCAAUGGGCCCAGAGCUGUUGGGACCAAUGCAGUGGGGUGAUGGUGGGAGCGUGGUGCCCUGCGGUGCUGCACACCAUGGGCUCCUGUGCACCACAAACAGCUGCUGCAGAGUUGGCUGGAAACAAUCGCUGUUGUUUAAGCCAAAGCCUAAUGUCAGAAGUUUACAUAAUUGCCUCUCUGAUCUUCUUGGAGGGCUGCAUCGAGUCCUCAGCUAUGGAUAUCGAGCUGCUAGGCAAAUCGACUGGGUGUCUGCGGAUGUUAAUGAGAUCGACUGAGAGCGAGAUGAGCAUCGGGGCUCUGUUGUUAAUAACGUCCCUCUGUUUUGUUUCGUUUGCACAUGUGACUGGAAUGGGAUCCGCAGCAUUAGAGCUCUGGAGAUGGACCUGUGGGCUGAGCAGAUUGCCAAGAAGUCAAUAAAACAGCACUCGAGUGCA
Messenger RNA from Lagopus leucura (white-tailed ptarmigan), 2415 nucleotides. It is a transcript of the gene FAM174C, whose product is annotated as family with sequence similarity 174 member C. The record is from RefSeq and is a predicted model, not a curated record. NCBI's taxonomy places the organism in Eukaryota, Metazoa, Chordata, Aves, Galliformes, Phasianidae. Bases 23 to 415 code for a protein of 130 amino acids. The transcript has 3 exons. Gene Ontology annotation, cellular component: extracellular region.